Molecule: messenger RNA, 12918 nt
Organism: Megalopta genalis
Lineage: Eukaryota; Metazoa; Arthropoda; Insecta; Hymenoptera; Halictidae
Biological process (GO): regulation of transcription by RNA polymerase II
Cellular component (GO): nucleus
Source: RefSeq, a predicted model, not a curated record
AUGAAGUGUUUACGGCAGUUCUGUAAACGCACAGAGGCGAUAGGUUUGUGAGUUGCCAUUUUGUGCGUGUAUUUACGAUUGAUUUCGCUCGGAAGUUACACAAUCUUCGUAUUUGAACAGUUUUCCGUCGAAUCGUUGCGAUCUCCUAAUAGUGCGGCAACGAAACGAUUGUUUUCAGUGCGUGAUAUGUAGUUAUUAUAUUGUGUUCAGGGUUAGUACCGGUUGCUGAGUAAACCGGUACGUAUUUGGAAGAAAAGUUCGUGUUAAGUGCGGAAGAUGUCACCACCGGAAACUCCGAGGCAAUUUCCGGUCCUUCGAGAAGAACGCGACCCCUUACGAGCGUUCCCAUCGAUAACGCACGAACGCGGGGAACAGAGAACGGGAAGAACGAGCGAAAGAAGAAUCGUACCGAGAUAAAAGGCAUUUCCGUGCUCGACGACGAAUCGUUCCGGUCCGGCGACGGAUCCUGACGGCGAAACGUUGAAACGAUCCGCGAGAAUGUUCGCGCAACGAUAGACGACGAUUUCGCGACGCGACGACUGGUUUCGUCGAGUGUAGUGGCGAUUGGCGCGACGACUACGGCCCUGUCCGAAGUUGCCCGAACACGGUCGGGAACGGCCGAUCUUGGUGGAGGCCCGUAGCCAUGUGUUGCGGUCUGCCGUGAGUGCUUUCUGACAAGGGAGGUGCGGUGUCUGGGUUUUUUCUUUACUCCUCGGAAACUAGAAAUCCCUGAAUUUCCCGGUUAGGGGAACCGAGUGCUCGCGUCGUCGAAGUACCACGGUAUCGCCUCGAGAAGGUCGCGGUGUGCCGGUGCGCGAGAACCGCGAGACAUUUUGGAAAGAAAGUUUGUGUAUUUCUCGCGGCGCGGCGUCGGCCGAAACCGAACCCGAACAAGACGACGAGACGAGAGACAAGAGACGAGAGACGAGAGACGACACGACUCGUCUCGACGCGUACCGUACGAGCCUGUGUUCGAUGCGCGAUUGUGAGAGUGCCGCGAUCGAAACCAAACCCACCGAUUCGGGACAGUCGAACACCGGCGGACACGCUCGCGAACGCAAACACUGAAAACAGAGUCGCCCAGUGCGAACAUCAAGAAAGAGAGAGUACGCAUGAUAAUCGUAUCCUCGAUAGUUGCCGCUGCCGCUGCUGCUACCGCUGUCGGAUAGAGACGCACAGGGUGCUGCGUGCAAACGUCUUUCUCUUUCUCUUUCUCUUUCUCGCUGUGAGUAUCCUCUCUCUCUCCCUCCCUCUUUCACUCACCGUUUCUGUCUCUCCUUCUCUUUCCAUCCUUCUCCCCCAGUCCAUCCACAUAUCUCACUCUCUCUCUCCCUCCCGCUCGCGUCGAACCUCGUUCUCGCUCUGUCACCGUCCCCUUCCUCCUCGCAUCGCCGUUGCCCGUAGUCCUCGUACCUUUUCCAUCCUUCUGUUCGCGUCUUUCUCGAUACCUCUACCUCUGUAUCUUGUGUGUGCGCGUGCAUCGGAAGAUGAGCGCGCGAGCAAACGAACAAACGAACGAGUGCGCACGGGCAUGCUCGUUUCUGUGUUGGUAUUAGCAUCGGCCCGUUCGCUGUGUUUUGUGUAUUCUACUUGUAGCGAGUGUCGUCGGAACGUAUCGGUAUUCGCGCGAAUAAUGCUCGUCGAUCGCGUGUCGCGAGCUUCGUGAAUUCCUAGCCAGGAUAUCUGUUUGGUCGUUUGGAGGCCAGGGGAGCUUGCCGAGGGGGAAAGAGAGAGAGAGAGAGAGAAGAGAGAGUGUGUGUGUGAGAGAGAGAGAGACUGCGAGUGAGCGAGCGAGCGAGCGAGAGAGAGAAAGAGCGAGCGAGAGAGCGCCUUUCGGAUAGGAUCGGAUCCAUAGGAGCUUCAAACGAUUCUCGUUGUGGCGUCGAGAAAGGAGAACUUGUGCACCGAAUAUACAACCAACUCAUAUUCUCCGUGGCACACCGAGAAAGGUGCUACGUACGCGUUCGCGAGUAAACGAGCGAACGCUUCUCCUUCUGUCUCUCUGUGUCGUCGGUUGUUCGAGUUUACCGAGUGUAACGAAAAGAGUGGUUUGCUCGUGAUCUAUUCGCGUUAAGAGAUAAAACGGAUCUUGAAGGAGAUUAAGUGCAACGUUCGAAGGGGAACACGUACGCGGAACGUGUGUUGUGUGCGUGUGUGUUCGUUCGUUCGUUCGUGUGUCGGUCGGUGUCUCUGUGUGCGUGCGUGUGUGUGCGCGCGCGCGCGCCCGCGCGUAUAUCGAGUGCACGAGAUACGGAAAAGAGACGAAGGUGAAUCAACGGAGUGAGAGUGAACGUGUACCAGAACGGAAUCGAUCGACCAUUGCCGAAAAAGUUUCUGGGAUAAACGGACUCGACUCCGAUUCGGUCCGAUUCCACGUAGGACGCGCGACGCAACGGCGUGCAACGCGUAUUUAAUUGUCGCGAACGAUGCAGCAUUGAGAUCGAGUGAUUCGUUACGAGCACGAGUACGGCCGCGAGUGCGACGGACUCUGUGUGCGUGCGCAUGUACGUGUUCGUGCGUGGGAACAGGGUCGUGAGGUGAAUUUGCCGCGUGUCACGAGACACUCGGCGACGCUCGACAUCCACGGAAAAUUGAUUAUCUUCCUCGGAACUGGAUUACCUUGUGGAAUGCAUCGCCAUCGACGGAUUCGUUCGUACGACCGAUAGACGGACCGUAUCGGAACAAGGAUACACGCUUCGAGAAUGGCUGAAUUCGACCAGCGUGUGUACGUUUAGUCGUCGAUACGCGCGCACAAUGAUCUCGGCCACGACGAAGGACAGGAGCAGCACGAGCGUCGUUUUAGCGUUUGGUCGAACGGAGCGAGCGAGAGCCGGUCCGAGGCUGGAGGUUGGAAAACGAACGAACGAUAGAUACAUGGAACGUGUCUAAGAUCGAACUGGAUAGAGCGGCGUUUCGCGACGGAAAUAUAUAUACGCGAGGAGACGCGGAAAGGGACCACGACAAGGGAGGAAAAGGGACGACGAGAGGAUAUCGAGAGGAUAUAUAUAUAGAGAGAGAAAGAAGAAAAGACGUGGGAAAGACGUUGAGAGAGAGAGAGAGAGAGAGGAGGAAAGACGAGAAAGAACCGCGGGUAGCGGUGAACUGCGGUAAACGGUGUUGCGAAAAGUGUUGUCGAAAGGACGACGGAAAAAGACGGAGAGACGGCGGAGCCGGGCUCGGGGGAGGAGGAAGAGAAAAAGAAACGCGUGCCGAACAAGAGAGGAGGAUCGUGUACCCCCGUGAAGUCCUAAACAAGAGGAAACGGAAAGACGAACACGGAGGUAGGUGCGGGCUGACCGCGCGGCGCAUAACAAGGAGACGGAUAACACGCGCGAGUGCGAUAUAUAUAUAUAAAUAAUAUAUAUAUAUAUAUAGAGAGAGAGAGAGAGCGAGAGCGAGCGAGCGAGAGAGAGAGAGAGAGAGAGAGAGAGAGAGAGAGAGAGAGAGCGAAAGAGCGAGAGAGAGCGAGAGAGCGAUAACGGGCGCGAUCACACUCGAGACCGGAACCGGAAUCGGUGCCGGGAAAAGGCCGGAUCAUCCGAAUAUAGGGAAUAUCGGUGGAGGGCAGCUGCGAGACAGUAAAGUGAUGUGUUCGAUGGACGAGGUGCGACUGGCGGGCGGAGGUCGGGGCAAAACGGACGCGUGUCGCGCGCGCUGCGAUUGCUUGGAAUCGGUGAGAACAGGCGGGCAGUCGGUGAUCAGGCUGGCGGGCGCCGGGGAAACGUUUCAAAGGGCAUGGCGACCACGCCACUAGGCGGUCGCCUCCCUAUCGUAAACCGCAAAGGACCAUCUCCGUUCGACGGUGGUGGUGGUGGUAACGACGCUAAUUACGGAAACGGCAACGGUAUUGGCAACAACAAUAAAAACAACAACAACAACAACAACGACGAGGAGAGUGGUGGCGAUAAUAACGGCCAUCGCUUCAACAACAACAACAAUCAUAGUAAUAAGAACAACAAUCAUACUAGCAGCGGCGGCGGCAGCAGCAGCGGGAAGAGCAACGUUGGCCAUCGUAACGGCAACAGCAGCAGCAGCAGCACCAGCAGCGGUAACAACAACGAGAGCAACGGCGGUAGCAGUAGCACCAAGUAUCACGGAGAAGCCCGCGCGAUCGAAGGUGGCAACGUCGAGGGGAACGGGAGCAGCAACGGAAACGGAAACGGAAACGGCAACGACAACGACGUCGACCUCGUUGCCAACGGUUGCAGCGACAAGAGUAGCUGCACCGGGAACCGCUGCAGAAGGAGUUGCAAGUACAACGGCGGCCAAGGCGUUGUCGGUUACGGCGGUGGAGGAGGCGGGGGAGGGGGUGGAGGUGAAGGUCAGACGUCGAGGAGACAGGAGCAACACCGACGGGGAUCGGUAGGAAGAGAGCACAGGGGGAGAGAUCAUCGGGAGCAUCGGGAACAUCGGGAGCAUCGAGAUCAUCGGGAUCACCGAGAUCAUCGGGAUCACCGGGAUCGUGAUCGCGACCGUGAUCGCGACCACCGGCAUCAUCACCAUCACCAUCAUCAUCACCAUCACCAUCAUCACCACCACCAUCAUCAUCAAGGUCGGGACAGGUCCUCGUCGUCGUCGUCGUCGUCGUCGUCAUCGGGACAUAACCAGCGAGACGCUAAAGCAAGCACGGUGGCUGCAAACACCGAUGAGCUGGAUCCGGCCGCGACGAAUGCGACCAACAAUUUCGAGUACGACGACAACGAAUGGGACAUUGGAAUAGGAGAUUUGAUAAUCGAUCUUGAUGCGGACAUUGAGAAGACGAGGGACGAGAAAUUGAGCUCAGGGACAGGCAUGGCUUCAACGCCUGCCUCGGCAGCAUCGGCUUCAAAUACCUCGAAUCAUCACCACCACCAUCAUCAUCAUCAUCAUCAGCUUCAAAAUUCUUCGAACGGCUUAACUUCCUCCGGUCUGUCUUCGUCCGUUGCGUCCGCCGGUGGCUCGAACGGUUGCGGACAAUCGUUGAACUCGUCGUCGUCGUCGUCCUCUUCGUCGUCCUCCUCUUCGUCGUCGACGUCGGCUUCGUCCUCCUCGAUAUCGUCGUCGUCCUCCUCGUCGUCGUCGUCGUCGUCGUCCUCGUCUUCCUCGUUGCCGACCUCGGUCUCGUCCGCGUCGUCUUCCUGCGGCUUGAACUCGUCCGGGCGCGCGAACAGUCCCGGUAGCGGACAACACGGGCACGGACAACACGGGCACGGGCACGUUCACGGCCACGGGCACGGACACGGGAGCGUGGUGGUGAGCAGCAGCAGCGGCGGCGUCGUCGUCGCUAGUAACGGUACGGGCGUGAACGCGAACGCGAACGGUGGUUCCUCGUCGAUCGUACCGGGAACCGGUAACAAGCAGCAGCAGCAGCAACAGCAACAGCAACAAAUUAAUUCCGUCGCGAGCGGUGCGAACGCCGCGCACGGGAAUCCAGGUAACCCCGGCAAGAUGGCCGUUGAACACUCGGCCACCGUCGACAAAGGCCUCAAGAUGAAGAUCAAACGCACGAAACCGGGCACCAAGAGCAGCGAGGCGAAACACGAAAUCGUGAAAUCGAACGAAAUGAACGGAACGAUGUCGUCUCAGGAGACCGGCACCGGCGGCGGUGGCAUCGGUGGCGUCGGCGGCGUCGGCGUCGGUGGCUCGGCGGUCACGAGCGGUUCGUCGUCGUCGUCGUCGUCGUCGUCGUCGUCGUCGUCGGCCUCGAGCGGAUCGGGCGGCUCGUCCGCGGGCGCGACGAUCGGACAGAACGCUCAGAACUCGGAGUGCGCCGCGGGACACGGCGGCAGCGGUGCCGGUGCCGGUGUCGUCGUCGGUGGUGGCGUGGGUGUCGGUGUCUGCGGAGGUGUCGGUGUUGGUGUCGGUGUCGGAAUGAGUGUGGGCAUCGGUGUCGGCGUCGGCGUCGGCGUCGGCGUCGGCGGUGUCGGAAGCGGAGGCUGCGUCGCCGGCGGUGUCGGCGUCGGCGGCGGCAGCGGCAACGGAUCGGCCGGAUGCGGCGCCGGGACCGGCUCGAGCGGGAACAACGGUCCCGGCGCGGCCGGCGGAGCGGUCGGCGGCGGGCCCGGCGGCGGUAGCGGCGGUGGCGGCGGCGGCGGCGGCGGCGCCGUAGGCGUCCAGUCCUCCUCGUCCUCGUCCUCGACGUCGUCCUCGUCCUCGUCGACCUCGUCGUCCUCGUCGUCGUCGUCGUCCUCGUCCUCGAACAAGUCGAAGCUCGGUCACUCGGCCGGCGCCGCCGGUGGGGCCGGAGGCGCGACAUCCUCGACCGCAGGAUCGAAAAGGGGGUCGAGCGGUCACCGGCGGGACAAAGCGCGGGACAAGCACGAGAAGCCGCAGAGCAAUCACGCGUCGGCGCAGCAGAACAAACCGGAAAUGAACGGGACCGCGCGGCCCAGCGGCGUCAGCGGCGGCGGCGGCGGCAGCGUCGGAGGCGUAGGAGGCGUUGGAGGCGGCGGCGGCAACGGCGGCGGCGGGGUCAGCGUCGGCGGCGUGGCCGGCAUCGGGCAGAAUCAACUUUCGAGCGGGUCGGGACCGGGGCCGGGACCCGGACCGGGGCCCGGGCCAGGGCCGGGCUCGGGAUUCGGAGCCGGCUCGGGGCCCGCCGGGGCGGCCGCGCAAUCUCAGGGACCUCCGACCGCCGCGACCGCCCCCCAGCAAAGCCAAGGACCGUCGCCGAGCUCGCGAGCCGUCUUCUCCGUCUCCCAGGGAUCCGGCCCGUCCUCCGGCUCCGUAACGGUCCCGUGUCCGCCGCCGAGUCCGGCGAGCGCGACCGCCGUCGGCCCGGCCGCCAAGCCGGAGCAAACCAAACUCGCCGCGGUACCCGGCAACGGAUCCUCCAUCAUCGCAACGGCCGACGACGCCAUGGAUACCGCGUCCAGUCCUCCGCCUGCUAAGAAGUUCAAGACUUCUGCUUCCGAACCAAAGGACAUGUCCGACGUGUGCGUCGGGACCAGCGUGGGGACCAUUACCGAGCCAGAAUGUUUAGGACCCUGCGAGCCUGGUACAUCUGUUACUCUUGAGGGAAUCGUGUGGCACGAGACCGAAGGGGGUGUGCUGGUGGUGAACGUGACGUGGCGAGGGAAGACGUACGUGGGCACGUUGCUGGACUGUACCCGGCACGAUUGGGCGCCGCCUCGAUUCUGCGACUCGCCGACCAGCGACCUCGACGCGCGGACGCCGAAGGGCCGCGGCAAGCGCGGAAGGGCCGCGGCGAACGCGACCCCGGGCAACGAUUUGAGCAACUUCACGGAGACGAGAAGCUCGGUGCACAGCAAGCUGCGAAACGGCGGCGCGAAGGGACGCCGAGGCGCCCAGGGAUCGCCGGCGGCCAGCCCGAGUCCGGCGGCGUUCGUCCCGCCCCGACCGGAUCCCGCGGCCAAGCGGAAAUCCCGAGGACCCGAGGAAGAGGACAAGAACAAGAGACGCGCUCCGCCGCCCACGCCGCCCAGCGGCUCUCCUCCGGCGAGCCCCGUGUUGCUCGAGUGUCCGGAACCGAACUGCAACAAAAAGUACAAACACAUCAAUGGACUGAAGUACCACCAGAGCCACGCGCACGGCUCGGCGGACGACGACGACGCCAAGGAGGGCAUCACGAGCAUGUCGGAGAACGACGAGAGCAACAUCGAGGCGCCGAGCCCGGCGACGCCGGUGAAAUCGCCGGCCGACAAGCCGGAGGGCACGCCGCUGAGGCCGUCCAGCCCGCCGGCCAGCAGUCUGCCGCCGGAAACGCCUCCGCCGCCGCCGCGGGUCGUCUCGCCCGGUAUAGAGGCGACCGCGCCGGUUCACGGCCAGGACAAGAGCAUCGUGAAACCGGGCGUGCUGAGGUUCGGGCAGGACGAUUUGCCCGCGCCGCCGCCGACGAUACCGACCUCCGCCAGGCAGCAGUCCGUGCAGCAGCAACAGUCUGUGCAGCAGCAAUCCGUGCAGCAGCAACAGCAGCAGCAGCAGCAGCAGCAGCAACAACAGCAGGCGCAGCAGAAUCAAUCGUCGUUGGGUAGUUCGAGCUCGCCGCAGAGCCCCGGUCCUCGGACCAGUCAGUCGCCGAGGCCGAUACCGUCUCCUCGUCCGAGCGCGAACAAUCUCCCUCCGCAGCUGAAUAUUCCGCAACCGCCUCAGCCGUCCCAAAUGUCGCAACACCAACAACAACAACAUCAGCAACAGCAGCAGAACUCGCUUCUGCAGCAGAGCCAACAGUCGAUGCAAGCCGGUCAGUCGACGGCGGCGUCGCAGCAGCUGCAGGCGAGCCAGCAGCAGUCGCAACAGCUGCAAUCGGCCGUGCAGCAGCAACAGCAACAGUUGACGUCCGCGCACCAGCUCUCGGUGCAGCACUCGCUCUCGGCGCAACUCGGGCAGCCGUCGCAGGCUCACAUGGUGCAACAGCAGGCCGGCAUGCAGCAACAGCAGCAGACGCAGCCGGCCGGGUUGCAGAGCAUCGCGAGUCAACAUCCGGGUCUUCAGGGUCUCGCCGCUCAAGUGUCGCAGCAAGCGGCGGCGGCGGUGGUGGCGGCCUCCGGUCCGCCGCAGGCCGGACACCCGGGUCAAACGGUGCAGUCGGUGCAGUCGCAUCUGCAGCCGUACCAGAGCGUCUCGUUGCACGCGAAGAUGCCGCAGUUCAAGGUGAAGCCGACCGCGGCGCUGAUGCCCGAACAGGACAAGAGCAAAGAUCCUCGGGCCGCGAAACCGCCCAGUUACAAGAAGAAAUCGAGAAAGUCGCCCGGAGGCAGUCCUCAUCCGUCGCCGUUGGAAGCGCCUAUCGUCGAUUCCGCGAGGGACGACGUCCAGAGUCCGGCCUACUCGGACAUCUCCGACGACGCGGCGCCCGUGCUCGAGGCCGAGCCGACCGACAAGUGCAAACAGUCCCAGGAGAAGGACGGCAAGGCGUCCGCGGCCGCACACCUGCCGGCGCACUUCAGCAUGUAUCCGUAUUACGGGCAGCCGCCUUACCUGGUGCCGAGCGUUCAAGAGAGCAAGCCGAUCGAUCAGAAGCCGACCGAUCUAGUGCCGAAGCAGGAGAUGAAGCCGCUGAACAUACCUCAGAUGCCGACGAUGGCCAGUCUACAGAGCGUGGUCGCGGAGAAGGAGAAGAAGGAGAUGAGUCAAUCGGUUCCGCAGCCUCAGCAACAGCCGCACUAUUACGGCGGUUACGGUGGCUACAUGCCGCCCGGAUACCCUUAUCAGCCGCCGCAAUCCGUGGCGCAGCAGCAGCAGCAGCAACAACAACAGCAACAGCAGCAGCAGCAGCAACAACAACAACAGCAGCAGCAGCAGCAACAGCAGCAGCAGCAGCAGCAGGAGCAAGAGUUUCACGAGCAAAAGGCUAAGAUCAAACAGGAGCCGCAACCGCAGCAGCCGAGUUUGAAGGACAAACAGCACGAGAAUCAUCAGAUACUGAAGGAGAGCAUCGAGAUGAAGAGUCAGAUGAGCCCGUACCACGUGUAUCACGGGUCUCAGAGUCAGAGAGCCGGUCCGCCGCCGCCGCCGCCUGGUCCGAUACAGGACGACCGAAGGUAUUACCUGUACCCGGGCGAUCAGAGGCGAAAGGAGGAGCCGAGCAAGCAGAGUCAACAAGCGAAGCCGCCUCCGCCGAGCCCGAAGCAUCAGCCGAAGCAGGAGAAGCCGCAAGAUCUGGGGAAGAACGAGGACUCGAAGAGCAAGCAACAGGAAGGCGUGAAGCCCACGAUGGAGACCCAAGGACCGCCUCCGCCGACGUCCCAGUACGCGUACAUCCAUCCGAGUUACAUGCAGCCGCAGCAUUACGGCGCGCUGCCGUUCGACCCCGGUCAUCCGGUCUAUCGGGGCCUCGCUCCGAUGCUGGUCCCGGGACCGUACACCGGGAACCCGUACCUCCAUCAGCUGCCCAGGUAUCACGCGCCGGAAGAUCUGAGCAGACCGCCCGGCGGCAAAGCGUUGGACCUGCUUCAACACCACGCGAACCAGUAUUACUCGGCCCACAAGAUACACGAGCUGCAGGAGCGCGCGCUCAAGUCCCCCACCCCGAAGACGUCCGCGGCCUCGGCGAGCCCGUCGUCGGCGGGGCCGACGCCCUCGAGGCCUCCGAGCGGGCCGCCGAGCUCGGUGUCGGGCGCGGCCGGCGGCGCCGGGCCCGGCCCGCCGCAGCCUCAGGGACAGCAGCCGUCCGGGAAGCAGCAGAACCAGCCGGGAGGACAGCAACAGCAGCAACAGUCGGCCGUGGACGCCGGGACCGGGACCUUGCCGAAAGACAAUAGGUCGCCCCCGCCUCAGCGGCACGUGCACACCCAUCACCACACGCACGUGGGCUUAGGCUAUCCCCUGCUAACCGGACAAUAUCCCGCCCCCUACGGAGCGGCAAUGCUGGCGAGUCAGCAGGCCGCCGCGGUAGCCGCAUCGGUGAUCUCGCCAUUCCCGCCCAAGUGACCCGCGGCCCCCGUACUAGCUGCCGGAACAACCGGACCCACCUCCGCACAAACUCACCACACGCCUCAUCAUCCUUCACCGGUCAGCGGAGCAACCGCUGCGGGACAUCCGCACUCUGCCACCGCUGGCAGGCAACCCUAGGAUAUGGCAUCCGUCGAGAAUACCGCUAAUUCUAGCCUGCUACUUCUUCUUCUUCGGUAACGCUCUCUCGACGACGCUCGCUGGCCACCACCGUCGACGCGCACACCGGGACCGUUCCUCUCUGUCGUCGCUUUAUCGUCGCGUCGCUCCACCGUACCGGCCUCUUUUUCAAGCAAUCGUCUUCGUCUCUCUUACUUUCUCUCUUUCUCUCUAUUAUUUGUCAUUCGUCUCGCGCUCGCACCUCUUCGACGACGCGAUUACGAGCUUCCCAAUUUCCGACUGCGAGAGAGAGAGAGAGAGAGAAAGAGAGAGGAACCUUCGAAGAGCGAGACGAACGAGAGAGCAACGAGAGAGAAAGAGAAGAAAAGGAUCGCGGAAGGAAAGGGAGCGUAGAGUCGAAACGAAAGACCAUUUCUUUGCAUUUCAUUGGUCAAACAUAUCGGUUCUGGUAUCGCUCGAAACUCGGUUCUACUUUUUCUAGAUGCGAAUCGAAAGAGAGAGAGGGAGAGAGAGAGAGCCGGAACGUAAUCCCGAGCAAUCGCGUUUCGACGAUGCCGAUGUACUUAAAGAUCUGAACAGAGUUGCGCGCGUACUUGUUCGUAUUUUUUCACGGUUCUCGCUUAUCGUAAAUUACACAAGAGAAAGUAUUUUUAACGAUAUUCGUGUUCGAUUCGAUUCGAUUCGACUCUAUGGAAUAUAUGGUUGACCGCGUCUCUCUGCGAGGAAAAUGCGAACGAACGGGUCUCUCGCGCGUCCGCGAAAUUGUCGGCACGCGUCGCGAACGCGACCGAGCGAUCCGCGACGAUCGGUGGUGAUCCAGGGACGAAAGGUAGCGAAGCCAAGGAUGACGCGAGAUCGGUCGUAGCCGAUGAAACUCGAACAAGAAGCGAACAAAUGCGACAUCGUGGGUAGGAGUCGGUUGGUCGACGAAGAACGUCUUCGAAAUUUCGAGAACAUUUCCAGCCUGUGUCGAUACGAAAUGAAAACGACGCGUAGGAAAAAGAAGAUGCGUUGAUCUUGUCUCGGGUAGCAACUUCCUCGAUGCCUGUGCGACCAUUUGUUGCGUACGCAGCGAUUCCAGGUUGCGGAACAGCCACGAGGCGAAAACCUCCUCGAUCGCGCCACGAACCAAUUUAAUUUCUCUGCGACGCGAAACCCUGCUCUCGGACUCUCGGACUUUCGGACUCGAAUAGUCGGACAGUCGGACGGUCGGAGUGUCGAGGCAACAUUUUUAUCAUGUGUAGAAAUUUUCCGGACAAAGCGCGCGCGAAUGGGAAUCGAUGCCCGCGCAAAUUUCACGAGAGCGUUGAAUGUUGCAUAUUGCGUGUUCCGUAUUUGCGUGUUUCGCGUGUCGCGUAUUGCGUAUCGCGUAUCGCGUAUCGCGUAUCGCGUAUCGCGUAUCGCGUAUUGCGUAUUGCGUAUCGCGCGCGCGCGUGUGUGUUUUGUGUAUACCGCGUACGAAUGUUUUAACGAGAACGUUGUGCAUAACAUUGACAUAACCUACAUUACGAAUCGUUGUAUUUUAUUGUAAAAAGGAAAUUCGCGGAUACGCGAACUCGACAUUUUUGUAGAGAAAAAAUUGUGCAACCGUUGGACGACAAAAAUACGAUUCUUUCGGACAGUUUGAUCGCCCAUCGAUAUAUUGUGUCGGUAAUGAUAUCAAAACAAAAAAAAGGGGGGGGUUGAGGGAGAGAAAAAAAAGAAAACUAAUAAGAGAUACUCGUCGCGUAGGACGGUGUAACGGAAAAAAUUGGGAUUCUAAAUAAUGGUAACGCGACAGUAAGCGAUUGUACAUUGAAUACGCUAGAACGCUAUUUGUUUACUAAAAAUAACGGUAGUUAGCGGUACGCGAAUAACGUAGGGAGGGUAACGCUGCACGAAAGCGAUCGAGAUUGACCGUAAUUGCGAGAAUGGAAGAGGAACAAAGUAAACGCGUGAGAGGUGUAUGCCUCUGCGCGCGCAUGUGUGUGUAUGUGUGCGUGUGGCGUGCGUGCGUGCGCGCGUGUCUGUGUGUGUGUGUGUGUGUGUGUGUGUGUGUGUGAGAGAGAGAGAGAACGAGAGACAAAGAGAGGGAGGAUGAACGGCCAGGCAAAACGAAGACUAAGACUAAUUAAUGAGAAAAGGAAAAAAACCUAUUAGGUGUAUAAUUAAUGCCGCCGCGCGAUACGCUCGCAAAGUAUCGCGGCGGUUACCUAACAUUAGUUCAGUAUCAAUUAUUAUCCUUGUAUCUUUUAUUACGAUUAUUCAUUAAUAAUUAUCGGUUACAUUAUUUUAUUAUUGUAUCGACGAGAGAUGAAAGCGUUGUACGAUUCGAACGAUUGGUAAAACGCGUUGCCGAGAAUCCGAAAUUAAUUUUAUCAUGCCGUGCAUACUAUCGCAAAUGCCAAAUAAAACGAGAAAGAGCAA